This is a messenger RNA of Penicillium concentricum, 1296 nucleotides long. RefSeq names its product histidinol-phosphate transaminase. The transcript is spliced from 3 exons. The coding region runs from base 1 to 1296 and encodes 431 amino acids. NCBI's taxonomy places the organism in Eukaryota, Fungi, Ascomycota, Eurotiomycetes, Eurotiales, Aspergillaceae. The record is from RefSeq and is a predicted model, not a curated record. Gene Ontology annotation, molecular function: pyridoxal phosphate binding; L-histidinol-phosphate:2-oxoglutarate transaminase activity. Gene Ontology annotation, biological process: L-histidine biosynthetic process.
AUGGCUUCAUCUCCCUUUAAUUUGGCCACCUGCGCCCGUCCUAAUAUCCUGGCAUUGCAGCCAUACCGAUGCGCCAGAGAUGACUACAAAGAUGAUGGGACGAACGUCCUCCUCGACGCCAACGAGAAUGCCUUCGGUCCUGGUCUUGCACUGAACAGCGAGGGAGCAUUGCAAUCCUCUCAGACUGGCAAUGCCACGGGAGCCUCCAAUCCGGAGAUUGACUUCCUCGGCCUGAACCGCUACCCCGAUCCUCACCAGAUUGAAUUGAAGCAGCUCUUCUGCAACCUCCGCAAUACCCACCACCACACCCCAAAGACCCUCCUCCCCGAGCACAUGUUCUGCGGUGUUGGCUCAGACGAAGCCAUUGACGCGCUCCUACGCUGCUUCUGCGUCCCCGGCAAAGACAAGAUCCUCACAUGUCCCCCAACCUACGGAAUGUACAGCGUCAGCGCGCAGGUCAACGAUGUCGAGAUCGUCAAGGUACCACUAGACACUACAAACGGCUUCCACCUACAAGCCGAUAAAGUCAACGAGGCCCUAUCAGCCGACCCAUCAAUCAAGUUGGCCUACAUCUGCUCGCCAGGCAACCCGACCGCGAAUCUGAUCCGCAAAGAGGAUAUCCGCAAGGUACUCGAGCACCCGACCUGGAACGGUAUCGUGGUGGUCGACGAGGCGUAUAUCGACUUUGCGCCCGAAGGCUCCAGCCUGGCAGAGUGGGUGACCGAAUGGCCCAACCUAGUUGUCAUGCAGACCCUCAGCAAGGCCUUUGGUCUGGCUGGUAUCCGCCUCGGCGUGGCCUACGCCAGCGUGGAGGUGGCCCGUCUCCUCAACAGCCUCAAAGCCCCUUAUAACAUCUCCAGCCCGACAAGCGCGCUUGCUUCGGCGGCACUCACCGCGCCAAAUCUAAAGGUGAUGCACAGGUUCCGUUCGCAGAUCAUCGCGCAACGCGAUCGUCUGCUCCGUGAGCUACCGGCGAUCCCCGGUGUGGGUCAGUUCCUUGGCGGCAGCGACGCGAACUUCUUGCUCGUGCAGAUCCUGGACGCCGAGGGCCGACCCAAUAACGUGACUGCGCUUGCUGCUUAUGAGGCCAUGGCGGAGAAGCGCGGUGUAGUGGUCCGCUUCCGUGGGAAGGAGCUUGGGUGUGAGGGCUGUCUCCGUAUCACGGUCGGUACCGAUGCGGAGGUUACCAAAUUCCUUCAGGAGUUACGGACUGUUUUGGGAGAGUUGCGUGCUGGGGCUGGAAUCAAGUUGCUUUCGGAGGAGAGGGAGGACUCGGCGGCCGCUGUGGUUGGAUGA